Molecule: messenger RNA, 4862 nt
Organism: Pyrgilauda ruficollis (rufous-necked snowfinch)
Lineage: Eukaryota; Metazoa; Chordata; Aves; Passeriformes; Passeridae
Gene: KCNQ4
Product: potassium voltage-gated channel subfamily Q member 4
Exons: 13
Coding region: 52-1893 (613 amino acids)
Biological process (GO): potassium ion transport; transmembrane transport
Cellular component (GO): membrane
Molecular function (GO): voltage-gated potassium channel activity
Source: RefSeq, a predicted model, not a curated record
GUGGCUCUGCCACGGCCUGGGGAGGUCUUGACUGGGGGGUUCAGGCUGUGAAUGAGGGGUGGGGUCCCCUGGCUGUCCCUGUGCCCCCCACUGACACUUUGUCCUUCCAGAUUCCUCCUCGUCUUCAGCUGCCUGGUGCUGUCGGUCUUCUCCACCAUCCAGGAGCACCAGAAACUGGCCAACGAGUGCCUCUUCAUCCUGGAAUUCGUGAUGAUCGUGGUGUUCGGCAUGGAGUACAUCGUCCGCGUGUGGGCCGCCGGCUGCUGCUGCCGCUACCGCGGCUGGCGCGGGCGCUUCCGCUUCGCCAGGAAACCCUUCUGCGUGAUAGACUUCAUCGUCUUCAUCGCCUCGGUGGCCGUCAUCGCCGCGGGCACGCAGGGCAACAUCUUCGCCACGUCGGCGCUGCGCAGCAUGCGCUUCCUGCAGAUCCUGCGCAUGGUGCGCAUGGACCGCCGCGGCGGCACCUGGAAGCUGCUGGGCUCCGUCGUCUACGCCCACAGCAAGGAGCUCAUCACCGCCUGGUACAUCGGCUUCCUGGUGCUCAUCUUCGCCUCCUUCCUCGUCUACCUGGCCGAGAAGGACGCCAACGUCCAGUUCGCCACCUACGCCGAUUCCCUCUGGUGGGGCACGGUGACCCUGACCACCAUCGGCUACGGGGACAAAGCGCCGCAGACGUGGCUGGGCCGGAUGCUGGCGGCCGGAUUCGCCCUGCUCGGCAUCUCCUUCUUCGCCCUGCCCGCGGGGAUCCUGGGCUCCGGCUUUGCCCUCAAAGUGCAAGAGCAGCAUCGGCAGAAGCACUUUGAGAAGAGGAGGACCCCGGCAGCCAACCUGAUCCAGGCUGCCUGGCGCCUGUACUCCACGGAUGCCAGCCGGGUGUACCUGACGGCCACGUGGUGUUACUACGACAGCCUCCUGCCCGCCUUCAGAGAGCUGGUCCUUAUAUUUGAGCAUUUGCACCGGGUCCGCAACGGAGGAUUUAGGAACUCAGAGGUGAAAAAAUGGCCUGACAGAGCCCCACCACCCUACCACUGCUUCACCCCUGCCCAGAAAACCUUCAGCCUGGCCGUGUGUUCAGGGGAAAGCAACAAGAUGGGCAUCAAGGAGCGGAUCCGGCUGAGCAGCUCGCAGCGCCAGGGCAGCCGCGGCCGGCAGCAGCACCUGGGGCCGCCCCUGCACCGCUCCCCCAGCACCGAGGACGUGGCCGAGGCCUCCAGCCCCACCAAGGUGCAGAAAAGCUGGAGCUUCAACGACCGCACCCGAUUCCGAGCAUCCCUGAGGCUCAAGCCGCGGACCCCGACUGAGGCCGACUGCCCGCCGGACGACAGCGGCGAGGAGAGGAACUCCCCCUGCGACCUGACCUUCGAGGACAUCAUGCCGGCAGUGAAGACCCUCAUCCGGGCUGUCAGGAUCCUGAAGUUCCUGGUGGCCAAGAGGAAGUUCAAGGAGACCUUGCGUCCCUACGACGUCAAGGAUGUCAUCGAGCAGUACUCGGCGGGACACCUGGACAUGCUGGGCAGGAUCAAGAGCCUGCAGACACGCGUGGACCAGAUCGUGGGCAGGGAUCGGGCGCUCCCCGCGGACAAGAAGGUUCGGGAGAAGGGGGAGAAGCCGGCGCUGGAGGCGGAGCUGGACGAGCUCAGCAUGAUGGGACGCGUGGUCAAAGUGGAGCGGCAGGUGCAAUCCAUCGAGCACAAGCUGGACCUGCUGCUCGGCCUCUACUCGCAGUGCCUCCGCAAGGGCUCCAGCAACUCCUUCAGCCUGGCCGCGGUGCGGGCGCCGCCCGGCGAGCCCGACAUCACCUCGGACUACCACAGCCCCGCGGAGCACGAGGACAUCUCCGCCUCCGCCCAGACCCUCAGCAUCUCCAGGUCGGCCAGCGCCAACAUGGACUGAGCAGGAGGCAGCGGGAUGGACCCUGCCCGCCGGGGAUGGGGCGCUGGGGCGGCGUGGCGCUGUCCCCUCGCUGUCACCUCGCUGUCACCUCGCUGUCACCUCGCUGUGUUGCUUGAACCGAGUCUUCCUCUGCGGGGACACGGCUGCAGCAGGGUGGCUGUGGCAGUGUGGCAUGGCCAGCCCAGGCUCCUGGGAUGUUCCUGGGACAUUCCUGGGAUGCUCCUGGGGGUGAUUCUGGGGUAUUCCUGAGAUGCUCCAGGGACAUUCCUUGGAACGUUCCUGGGAUAUUCCUGGGGAUGCUCAUGGAAUAUUUCUGGGGAUGUUCCUGGGAUGCUCCUGGGAUGUUCCUGAGGAGCUCCUGGGAUGUUCCUGGGCUAUUCCUGGGAUGUUCCUGGCUUCCUGUAGGAUGACAUCCCCCCAGCUCCGGGGUCCUGGGUGCUCCCCAGCUGUGGUGGGGAUGCUCUGGGCUGGCCCCAUCCCCUGGGGUUUGGUUUGAACCCCAUCCCCAGCCCUCAGGACAGGUCCUGCCUGGUCCCCCAGAGCUGAGCCGGGGCCACCAUCAGCUAUGCAAGGUCCCACCUCCUUCUUGCUGCCAGUGCAGGGGUGUGGGGGCACGACCCAGGGUGGUUUUACCCGCGUCACUCGGGGUCCCCUGUGUGGGGAGCAGGGGACUGUCCCCCCUCCCUAGGCUGCACCUCUCCAGAAGCACAGCAGAGCCUUCUGCCUGCCCGUGCAUGCUCCCAGGGCAAUAUAUAUAUAGAAGAUAUAUAUAUGUAUUUAUGCAAUAAUGUCUUAAUAUGCAACACCCCUGGGAAGAGCAACCCGAGGGGCCAUAGGCAAUAAGCAACCCUCUGCCAGCUCCCAGGGCUGGACUGUGCUGCCCAGGAGGGCCCUGGAGGCCCUGAGGGCUCAAGGCCGGGGGGAAAUCUCCACCUGAGGGUGGCCCUGGAGCCAGGAAGCUGAGCAGGGGCUGUGGGGACAGGCGCUGUCCCCAAGGAGUGUCUCUCCCUCUGUGCCCCAACCCCUGCUCCUGCUUAAAGGAUUCCCUCCCUGCUGGGUCCUGCGGUGCUCAGUUUGUCCCUGUCCCCUCUGUGGUCCGGGGAGCACGGGCCGGGCCUGGAGGGGGCCUACCACAGGGUGGUGUCCUUGCAUGUCACCUUCAGCAGAGCCACGACAGCUCCCGCGCUGCCCCAGUCCCCUGCGCUGCUCCCCAGCCCAGCAACACCGGGACUGUGCCAAAGCGCCGGGCUGGGGCUGCACCCGGGGCUCCAGGGGGUUCGGUGGUCUCCCCACAGUGCCAGGAUCUGUCCUGGGCUGCUCCCCCCGCUGCCAGCUCCGCUCCUCUCUGGGAUGGCACGGUGGGAUUCGCACCCCUUCUCCCGUGCCCCUGCUCCGGGCACUGCGGACUCCCGACCCUGCUCGUCCCCUCGCCCCGUUAGUGCAUGUGGCCAGCGCGGGCCGUGCCAGAGCUGCUUGAACCCCCCCACCCUGCUCCUGCCCUCCCCCCGGGGGUGCCCGGGCGGUGCGACACCAGGGGACAGCGCUGGGUGGGUGGCCGUGGGGCCAGGUGCAUGCGACAGCUUUGCCCGCAGCCGCACGCAGGAAUUAACCCUUAGAACCCCCCUCCCGAGGCUGGCUGGUCCCCGCAGAUCCCCCCGAGCCAGCGGUAGUUACCUCACUUGAUUAACUUAUUAACUUAUUUGUUUCAUUAAAAUUUGGAGUAGAGGCUGCCCGCCUGCUGCCGUCUGUGUCCCGGCGCUCCCGAGAGGUGGCACUCCAGCCCUGCCACCCAGCCGCGGCCAGGGGACAGCAACGUCCGGCCGGGGACACAAAUGUCCGGCAGGGGACACAAAUGUCCGGACUCCUCCCUGACCCCUUAAGCUGCAGAAAGCCACCGAGAUGGGAUUGAGAGCCCAGCUCCGGCUCUCUCGCCCUCCCCAGCUCCAUCCUGUGCGCGGCGGGUGCAGGGCUGGUGUCGCUGCAGGAGGACCCGUGCGCCGCUUUUUUGGCACCUUACACGGAAGGGUCGCUGCCCCGGGAAGGGCUGUGCCCCCCCUGCCUGUUUGGUGUGUCCCCUCCCCAAAUGGCGACGACGCUGCGAUGUCCCCAAGGCCAUCCCAGGGAGGUGAGGGUGGAGCCCCCUUCCCCAGGAGCCCCCAGACCCCUGUAGGGACAGCAAAGCUUCACCCCGUGGCUGUGAGCUGGCACCCCCGGGGACAACGCGUCCUGCAGCGAUGUCGGGGCUGAGGCGGCCCCUUCCCGUGCCGCUGGCCGGAGAGGAAGCCGGGGCUGGCCGCGGCUCGGUCCCUGCCUUUCCUGGCUGCCUCCUGCCAAGAAACUCGCUCCAGGAUCGCCUCGGAGCCGAGCUCUGCGGGGGCAGCGCCUCCGUGCCCCGCUCGCAGCGCCCCAGAGCUGCCCGGCUCGGGGAUGGGGGGUUCGGGGUGCUCCAGCACCCCGGUUCCGCCGAGAGCCCGAUGUGUGGGGUGUGAUCCCUGGGGCGUUGGCUUUGGGGGGCACUGUGCCGGCCUCUCGCGGUGUUCCCAGAAGGGUGGGCGGCUUUCCCGGGUGGGUUUGGAGGGAUUCAUCCCUGCAGCUGUGGGAUCUUCACCCCGCAUCCAGCCCGGCUGUGUUCAUGGGGCAUCCAGGGCCAACCCAGCCGGGUGUGGGGUCUAAGCGGUGGGGACGGGGUCCUGGCAGCUUGUCCCUCCCCCGGCACGGCCGGGGCGGUGGCACAGGCAGGGUGUGUGCCAGCCCGCGGCUCUGCCUCCCGCCGUCACAUGGGCCCAAGGUGCCCCGGCAGGACUUUGUCCCCCUCCACCUUGGUGGCCCCACGUGCGCCGAGGCUGCCACUCCCGGCAAAGGGGACACGAGCAGGGAGGGAGACGCUGGCGUCAGAGUGACACAGAGGGAGCUGUGACCUCGCAGGGCCAGCUGGCCGCGUCCCGCCGGAGCCCAGCCGCAGGAACGGG